CAGUUGCUUUCUCAGUGUAUAAUUCUACUCUACUUCUUUCACUUCAAAUGAAUUAGGAAAAAAAGAAAUAUAAUAAAAUAUUAAAAUUAUUUUACAGAGGAACUUUGGUUGAAUUUCCCCGGCAAGUUCUCGCCGGGAAUUCUAACCGGCGAUCUUUCCGGAAAAGGUUUUUAUGGAAGGUGGAAGAAGCUUGUUUUUGGAUUGAGUGAAGACGAGUUUAAUUGCAAGAGAGUUAUUAACUUGCUAAUUGCGUUGAGAGAUUGGCGAGAAAUGUCUUUCCAGCAAAAAGGUUUUUGGAUGCCAAGAGAUGAUGCAUGUCUAACUGAUGGAGACAUGAAUUAUGAUAAUUCUUCAAGAUCUGAACCAAAGCGUGGUCAUGACUGGUUUACCGAUGCUGCUGCACCAGAUUUGUUCAGCAACAAGAAGCAAGCUAUAGAAUCGGUUGACAACCGGCCAGUUUCAGGAAUUGCAGACAUCAAUGUUUCUCCUUGGCACACUGCUUCCUUUCAGUCAGUUUCUGGUCAAUUCAGUGACCGCCUAUUUGGAUCUGAGCCUAUGCAAACUGUCAACCUGGUUGAUAGGAACAUUUCUUCUAUUGAUAGUGGAAACAUGAAUAUGGGAAGAAAGGAUUUUGAGGAUCAAUAUGUUAAUAGCUCAUCAAUGGGUUUGUCUAUAUCUCAUACCGGUGAAGAUGCCUCGUGUCUCAAUUUUGGAGGAAUAAGGAAAGUUAAAAUUAACCAAGUUAAGGAUUCCAGCAAUGGCAUGCAAGCAUCCAUGGGACACCCAUAUAGUAGGGGUGUUAAUAGCUUGGUUUCAAUGUCUACUGCUUACAGUACAAGUUGUAACAAUGCUAUAUCGCUGGACCUUCCUUAUGGUAGCGGAGAUGAAAAUACCAUCUCAAUGGGCCCCACAUUUACAAAGGAAGAUGGCAAUUUUAUUUCAAUGGGGCACACCUUUAACAAGAGAGCUGGUGACUUCAUAUCAAUGGGCCACAAUUACAACAAGGGAAAUGAGAGUAUCUUGUCAGUAGGUCUGCCUUUCGACAAGGAAGAUGGCAAUUUUAUUUCAAUGGGUCAGUCAUAUGACAAGGGAGAUGCCAAUUUAACUUCAUUGAGCCCUUCCUAUGGUAAGGGGCAGGGAAAUUUCAUUUCCUCUGCAUAUGGCCAACCAAAUGGGAAUCUGAUUUCAAUGGUACCCUCUUUUGAUAAGGAAGAUGAUAAUAUACCAAUGCAACGAUCCUAUCAUAAGGCAGAGUGUAGCAUCACAGCAAUUGCUCCUACACAAGAUAAAGGAGAGUCCAGUAUUCUAUCUAUGCAUCAAAACUACAACAAGGGUGAGAGCAAUACCAUAUCUUUCGGCAGCUUCAAUGAUGAACCUGAGACAAAUCCCUCUGGCAAUAUUAUUAGUGGCUAUGACUUGUUGAUGAAUAAUCAGAGUUCAGUACAAGCUUCAGAAGUGCCUAGCCAGGUAGAGUUAAUUGAAUCGAAUCCAGCAUCAAAUGUAAAUACUGCCCCUAAAAAUAUUAGUAGAACUGAUACCAACCCAAAGCAGAAAGAAACAAAGACAGCUAAAAAGGCUUCUCCCAACAAUUUCCCUUCCAAUGUCAAAAGUUUGUUGUCAACUGGUAUGCUUGAUGGGGUUGUUGUGAAGUAUGUUUCCUGGUCGCGGGAGAAAAGUCUUAAAGGUUACAUACAGGGGACUGGGUAUAUGUGUGGCUGUAAAGACUGCAACUUUAAGAAAGCUUUGAAUGCAUAUGAGUUUGAGCACCAUGCUAAUUGCAAGACCAAACAUCCCAACAAUCAUAUUUACUUUGAGAAUGGAAAGACCAUCUAUGCUGUUGUUCAAGAGCUCAAGAACACUCCACAGGAGAAGCUUUUUGAUGUAAUUCAAAAUGUGACAGGGUCUCAAAUCAAUCAGAAGAACUUUCGCAUCUGGAAAGCAUCAUAUCAAGCUGCCACCCGCGAACUUCAGCGUAUCUAUGGAAAGGACAAUGCUGUUGUGUCAUCUUGAGAUGAAGACUGCCUUUCGAAGCUUGUGAGGCAAGUCAGAUUUGGGCAGAGCAGUAUGCAUCUUAUACUAAAUUAUAGACAUGUUUUGGGAAUUUAAUUAAGCUGGGUAAAUGGAUUUGAACAGUUAUCAUGGGUUUCUGAAACUUUCUAAAUGUGACCUUUAUAUUUUGAUCAAUCAUAGAAUCUAGCUUUUCUAAA
Molecule: messenger RNA, 2207 nt
Organism: Gossypium raimondii (Peruvian cotton)
Lineage: Eukaryota; Viridiplantae; Streptophyta; Magnoliopsida; Malvales; Malvaceae
Exons: 6
Coding region: 271-2010 (579 amino acids)
Source: RefSeq, a predicted model, not a curated record